CAGGUCACUGCCUAAAGUGAAUAACAAAGGCCAGUGAGCAUCAUACGUGGUUUUCAGAACAACGCUGAACCAUCGACAUCGCCAUGUAAUGACAUUACAGACACUCGGGCCAGCUUAGUCUCUGGUACUAUUGACCCUGACGCCAGUCCUAUUGUCUAGUCACAGCAAAAUAACCUGCUCAAGUGUCACUUUCACCGUGAACCGAACAUUCCCCCCAGCCCCCUCUUUUCAGAUCUUUGCACCUCAGCCUCUCCUCACUUCUCUAUUGCACUUUUCUUCAGACGCUUCAACUGUACUUCUCCCUGGGCGCAGCUUUGCGCGAGUCACCAUCAAUCCCCAGUAAAUCGACGCAGUUCACCAUCAUCCGGAAUGCCCGGUCUUCCCGGUCGUCUGCCCCCCUUCUCCACAGCCGUCACACAAACGGCUGUGGAGACAUCCACCGACGACGCGUACCCCGACGACUACAUUAAGACCGUGAUCCUCGAACUGAGCAGCUACCUCCUCACUCUCGUAGAACACAGUCUCAUCUCCGGCAAGCCCGCCAACGAUCCCUACAGCCCAAGCCUCCGCACCAUAUACGACCGUCUCCAUGGUGGAUAUCCCGCACUAAGCCCGCUCAGAGAGCACACCAACGACCCCGAGCGCAUAAAAUCAGCUCUAGCACAGCAGCACCAGCGCACACCCAGCCCGCCGAUGCUCCGCCCGCUCGAAGACUUCGAAGACCUGUACUACGCCGUCCUAGCACGCCUGCUCGACAUCCACCAGAGCCUCAACGCCCGUCUCGGCAGCGGCUUCAACGUCGCGCCCGACCCCGUCUUUCCCGACCAGGACGUUCUCACCAUUGCCGAUCUGUUCGCCAGCCUCGCCCAGUACUGGGACGUGCUGAACAGCGCCGGAUGUGCAAAGGCACUCGACAGUGCAAUCCGACGGUCGCGGGUCGCGCAUCUACAUAAGGAGAUCGUGCUGCAGCUGCACAACAACGACAUCACGCCGGCGGAUGCGGACGAGCUGCUGGCUGAUCUGUACGACCCGGGCGAAUACGCUGGAGUGCAAGGACUGGCGUGGAUUGGCGGAUGGGCGCCGAGCAUGAUCAGUGCGUGGCUGGAGGAGAAGUACCGGCUUGUGUUGGGGCUGGAGAGAGAAGAGGGGAUGCGGAAGGCGAUGGCGGAGCGGAGGAGGGCUCGCAUGGGCAAGAAAGCUAGAAGCAAGGCAGACCUACAGUCAAAUAUGCGGAAACGCAGUAUGCGAUUCGACGCUGGUCGGUCUGACGGCAAACAGCAGAUGAUAGAGAAGCAGACCCAGAUACAGCGAGGAGAUAGGAACUCAGCUCAAGCCCGCCUUCCUGACGACCAGUCACAGCAUGCGCUCGAGUGGCGGAUGAGAUCACAGCGCGUCUCCGAGUACAGUCAGUAUCUGCGGGGCAUGGCGAGUCGGGAUGCGCGGCAUCAGGUCCAGAGCACUAUCUACGGUGGCGACAUGCAUACCAACGGCGCGCUUCGUGGUGGUGAGCUUCAUCUAGCUGGUCGGGAGGAUGCGCGUAUGGAGGAUGCGGAGUUCUGAAGGAUGGUUACAGUGAAUCUGUCGAGCGGGGAGCCUUUUCUGGGCGGACAUAUUACGUUGGUUGGUUGCUGCAGUAUCGGUGGUUUGGAUUUAUGCUCGAGUCUGGGAUGAUUAUAUGGACCCCUUGCGUUCGUCGUCUGCUUGGGUUGCGGUACGUUGUCGAUCGUGUAGCUAUGCGAGACUCAUGUACAUUGCUCCAUACCAACAAUGU
This is a messenger RNA of Dothidotthia symphoricarpi CBS 119687, 1771 nucleotides long. RefSeq lists its product as uncharacterized. The coding region runs from base 370 to 1560 and encodes 396 amino acids. The transcript is spliced from 2 exons. The record is from RefSeq and is a predicted model, not a curated record. Lineage: Eukaryota; Fungi; Ascomycota; Dothideomycetes; Pleosporales; Dothidotthiaceae.